AGUCGCUGUCAUUAGCGGCCGCAACAAAAAAACGAUUGCGCUUCGCUUCUCUUUUGGAAUUUAUGGUAGUGUAACAAGGGUCGCUUUUGUCUCGCAUUCAUUUUACCCCGUAAAAUAUCCUCAAGAUCUUCAUCAACAAUGCUAGAUUAGUUGUUUUUGAGCUCUAAAAGACUUAUUAUAUCCGCUAUUGCGAUUAACUAUUCGAUCUAAAUGGAUCAAUACGCCCGCGAGUAUCGUGUGGCCGUAGCGUCCUGGUAGCGUCAUUUUGUUUCAAUGGAACCCAAGACAGGCGUUGGGAUUCAAGAUCACUGGAUGAAGAGUAUGAUGGAACCUACGAGCAGCGACAAAAACGUAAAACGAGAAAAAAUGGGCGAAGCUUACAAUCCCAGUGAAGGAGUUACUUACGAGCAGAUGAAACAGCAGCAGAACGACAAUAGGUACAGGUGUGAUGUGUGUGACUUAACGUUUGAAGGUAUGGAAUUUUUAAUGCUACAUAAAAAGUUUCAUGGUAACGACAAGGACGCUCCUAUUAUGGAGCCCGAGCCGCCUGUCGAGAAAGUAGGCCCGAAGAAGCGGCGCAAAUUUAAGUGCGAUCAGUGUGACGUCAAAGUUAACUCCCAGUAUCACCUGGACAUCCACCGCAGCAAGCACGAGGGUGUCCAAUCCAAGAAGUACAUCUGCGAAGUCUGCGACAGGAGUUUUGUAGCGGCACAAUUCCUUAAAAGCCACAUGCAGACUCACUCAUCCGUGAGCACAAUCAACUGUGAAAUAUGCAACAAAAGUUUCACGGGCCAGGCGUAUCUCAAACUCCACAUGCAAUUGCAUAAUGAUAUAAAGAAAUUCAAAUGUUCAAAGUGCGAAGAAAUGUUCCCAACAAAGAACUGUCUGAAGAUUCAUAUGAAAAAGCAUACGAAGGUGAAAAAUUUCAAGUGCGAUUGUUGUCACAAAUUGUUUGUAUCGAAGAUCACGAUGGAAAAACAUAGGCAGACUCACGAGGGGCAGCCCGUUGACUGUCUCGUGAAGUGUGCACACUGUGAUCGCACUGUGCACUCAUCGUUACUCAGAACGCAUUUGACAAGAGCUCAUCCUCCAACCAUGGAUGAUGAUGUUAAACGACCACAUAAGUGUUCUACGUGUGGGAAGAGUUUCAUUGUGAAAAUUAAUUUGAAUCUUCACAUACGAGUUUGUCACCCUGAUUUGGCUGAGCCAGAAGACGAAGAGGAAGAUGUGAUGACGGAUAAUUCUUAGAUUGUAAUUUUCUAAGUAACAUGUAUUAUUAGAAAACAGUAAAAUCUGGAUAUGACGAUGCAAGAAUAUGAAGUUGUACAAAAUGGCUGUGCUCUUUUGAACCAGCCUUCUUCUUUCGCUUCCCUUGAUCGUAUGACAAAGGUCAGGUCAAGAUUACCCGAAACCGUUGAGCUUGCAUGAAGAGAGUUAUGUAUGUGUUUGAAGCUAAAGAAGUAUGCAGAGAUCGUGACAAGUGGAAAGAUGUAGUUGCUGCCUACCCCUCCGGGAAAAUAGCGUGAUUUUAUGCAUGUAUUGAUGCACCACUUGUUUAUGUAUUUUCACAUAUUUUUUUGUCUACCAGCCUUGUCAAAAUCUUAAUCUUUUCUAUUGACGUUUGGCAUGUCUGAAGUUUCUUUGCUUGUAUUGAGUUUUGACACAGCCCAGGUUUGACACCACUGUGCUUAGUUCAACUAAAUUGACUUUACAACCUUAGCCAAGACAUUGUGGAGCAAGUCGUUUUGUGCGAAAACCGGUUUGUCAAAGCGUUAUAUCUGAAUUCUACUGUAAUUAUACCUACUUUUUUAUGAUAAAUAAUCCUCUAUUGGUAUUUUAUAAUAGACUCAUUUAUUUUUAAA
Molecule: messenger RNA, 1862 nt
Organism: Amyelois transitella
Lineage: Eukaryota; Metazoa; Arthropoda; Insecta; Lepidoptera; Pyralidae
Product: gastrula zinc finger protein XlCGF17.1
Exons: 1
Coding region: 274-1248 (324 amino acids)
Source: RefSeq, a predicted model, not a curated record